Molecule: messenger RNA, 321 nt
Organism: Neospora caninum
Lineage: Eukaryota; Apicomplexa; Conoidasida; Eucoccidiorida; Sarcocystidae
Product: putative dynein light chain type 1
Exons: 3
Coding region: 1-321 (106 amino acids)
Biological process (GO): microtubule-based process
Cellular component (GO): dynein complex
Molecular function (GO): dynein intermediate chain binding; dynein light intermediate chain binding
Source: RefSeq, a predicted model, not a curated record
AUGGGAUCUGGGGACCAAGGUUCUUCUCAAGAAGAAUUCAUAAACUGGAAGGGUGCAAAGAUUUUGUGGCCUGUUGAUAUGCCUGAUUAUAUUGUCGACUACACAGUAGUGCGCUGCAAACAGCUCAUGGAAGAGUUCAACCCAGACAAAAAUGCGCUUCAAAUAGCAGAGAAGCUAAAAAAAGAACUUGACGCAAAGUGGGGGCUUUUCUGGCACGUGACCGUUGGAAACAAUUUUGGCAGCUACGUCGUGCACCAGAAAAGGCGGUUCGUCUAUUUCUCCUUAGCCCAUGUUUCCUUCCUCAUCUACAAGGCACAUUGA